Physeter macrocephalus (sperm whale) is the source of this 2832-nucleotide messenger RNA. Its product is annotated as coagulation factor XI. Lineage: Eukaryota; Metazoa; Chordata; Mammalia; Artiodactyla; Physeteridae. The transcript has 15 exons. Gene Ontology annotation, biological process: proteolysis. The coding region runs from base 297 to 2174 and encodes 625 amino acids. The record is from RefSeq and is a predicted model, not a curated record. Gene Ontology annotation, cellular component: extracellular region. Gene Ontology annotation, molecular function: protein binding; serine-type endopeptidase activity.
AAGCUUCUCUGUAUGUCACUUGUUUGAAUGCAUAGUAAAAUGAGGGAGAAAAAAAUUAAUGUAUUGAAAAAGCAAGCACCUCUACCAAGGUACGUGUUUGAUAUGCAAAGAUUUUAAGGACUUUCACAGGAAUGCUGUACAAAGAGACGAUGUUACAUCACACUGGGAACCAGUAAAAGUAAAUAUUAAAGUUAAGUGAACAUUACCUGCAAAAACUCAUUUAGAGGAGAAUGAAAACCAUUUUGGAAAAAGGAAGACAUUCUUAUUAAGAAUUGCAGCAAACAAGGAGUUUCAGGAUGACUUUAUUAUAUCAAAUGGUACAUUUCAUUUUAUUUGCCUCAGUUUCUGGUGAGUGUGUGACCAAGCUGUUCCAAGAUGCCUACUUUAAAGGAGGAGAUAUUACUGUUGUUUUCACACCAAAUGCCAAGCACUGCCAAAUAGUCUGCACCCACCAUCCAAGGUGUUUGCUCUUCACUUUUAUGGCUGAAUCAUCAUCUGAAGAUCCUACCAAGUGGUUUACUUGCAUCCUGAAAGACAGUGUUGCAGAAACACUGCCAAUGGUCAAUAUGACGGGAGCAAUUUCCGGAUAUUCUUCCAAGCAAUGCUCAGACCAAAUAAGUGCUUGCAACAAAGAUAUUUAUGUGGACCUACAUAUGAAGGGCCUGAACCAUAACAGCUCUAUUACCAAGAGUGCUCAGGAAUGCCAAGAGAGGUGUACGAAUGACAUGCACUGUCACUUUUUUACAUUUGCCACAGAGCACUUUCCAAGCGUAAAGUAUCGUAACGUGUGUCUGUUGAAGCACACCCACACGGGCACGCCAACCAGCAUAACAAAGCUCCGUGGCGCGGCGUCUGGAUUUUCGCUGAAGCCCUGUGCGCUUUCUAAUCUGGCUUGUAUUAGGGACAUUUUCCCUAGAACGAUGUUUGCAGACAGUAACAUUGACAGUGUCAUGGCUCCAGAUGCUUUCGUCUGUCGCAGCAUUUGUACUCACCAUCCCAGUUGUUUGUUUUUCACCUUCUUUUCUCAAGAAUGGCCAACAAUAUCUGAAAGAAAUCUGUGUCUACUUAAAACGUCUACAAGUGGGUUGCCAAGCGCACGCAUUAGAAAGAACAAAGCUCUUUCUGGUUUUAGUCUACAAAACUGCCGGCACAGUGUCCCAGUGUUCUGCCAUUCUUCAUUCUACCGUGACACUGAUUUCUUGGGAGAAGAACUGGACAUUGUUGACGUGGACGGGCACGAAGCCUGCCAGAAAACAUGUACCAACAGCAUCCGCUGUCAAUUUUUUACCUAUUCUCCAUCUCAAGAAUCUUGCAACGGAGGGAAGGGUAAAUGCUACUUAAAACUUUCUGCAAAUGGAUCUCCAACUAAAAUACUUCAUGGGAGAGGAAACAUCUCUGGAUAUACAUUAAGGUUAUGUAAAAUGGAUAAUGCGUGUACAACGAAAAUCAAGCCCAGAAUUGUUGGAGGAACCAAGUCUGUUCUUGGAGAGUGGCCAUGGCAGAUAACUUUGCACAUCACAUCACCCACCCAGAGACACCUGUGUGGAGGCUCCAUCAUCGGAAACCAGUGGAUAUUAACAGCUGCUCAUUGUUUCAGCGAGGUAGAGUCACCUAAAGCUUUGCGUGUCUAUAGUGGCAUUUUAAACCAAGCAGAAAUAAAAGAGGAUACAUCUUUCUUUGGGGUUCAAGAAAUAAUAAUUCAUGAUCAAUAUGAAAUGGCAGAAAGUGGAUAUGAUAUUGCCUUGUUGAAACUGGAAAUGACAAUGAAUUACACAGAUUCUCAACGACCCAUCUGCCUACCUUCCAAAGGAGAUAGAAAUGUGACAUAUACUGAGUGCUGGGUGACUGGAUGGGGGUACCAAAGAUUAAGACACAAAAUACUAAAUACUCUCCUGAAAGCCCAGGUACCCUUGGUGACAAAUGAAGAAUGCCAGGCAGGAUACAGAGGGCAUAAAAUAACUAAUAAGAUGGUCUGUGCAGGCUACAAAGAAGGAGGGAAGGAUGCCUGCAAGGGAGAUUCGGGGGGCCCCCUGUCUUGUAAGCACAACGAGGUCUGGCAUUUGGUAGGCAUCACGAGCUGGGGCGAAGGCUGCGGCCAAAGGGAGCGGCCAGGUGUUUACACCAACGUGGUCGAGUAUGUGGACUGGAUUUUGGAGAAAACGCAAGCAGCUUGAAAGAGUCCCCAGAUGCCAUUUGACUCCCUGAAGGGUAAGCCAGAUUAUUCCCUGGAAGAGGGUUUGGAUUUCACCGAAGAAGACACUGCACCAUCAUUUUCCUCCACAGGCUACAGUUCUGAGACUGUAACAGACUGAGGGGCUUGGUAUUGGUAAGAACACACCAAAGCUGUCAUUCUCAAAACUCCCAGUUCCGCCAUCAUCAGAGGGUGACCAGCAUCCAGUCUCUUGCUUGUUGGUUACACCUUUCCUGAGCCAAAGGAAUACUAUAAGAUUAAGAUAUUUGAAGAUGAAAACAUACCCAGACAGACCAGAAAAGAAUCAAGUAGUGGCACCAAAGGAUCGGGCAGAAAUGCUCAAAGAAACCACUGUAAAAAGAUUCGUUAAAUGAAAAAUGGGAACUGGAGAAAAUGGAAACAAGGGCAGUCACCAUCAAAUUGCAAGACUCUGGGCUCUGGGUACAUGCACACAUCUCUUUUGUAAAGAAAGAACUUGACUGAAUUUGAUGGCAGGUUUUCAGAAUAAUCAAGAAUUCUUGUCAUGUCAUUUUUUAAUAUUUUUUAAAUUAGUUUGGGUAGAGACAAGCUAUGAGUGAGUGUGAAUGUGGGUUCCAGAAUUUCUGUAUGGGAAAGGAUUAAAAGCAGCAAUUCACCUGGAA